Messenger RNA from Alternaria incomplexa, 1581 nucleotides. RefSeq lists its product as uncharacterized. NCBI's taxonomy places the organism in Eukaryota, Fungi, Ascomycota, Dothideomycetes, Pleosporales, Pleosporaceae. Gene Ontology annotation, molecular function: glutaminase activity; ATP binding; NAD+ synthase (glutamine-hydrolyzing) activity. Gene Ontology annotation, cellular component: cytoplasm. Bases 1 to 1581 code for a protein of 526 amino acids. Gene Ontology annotation, biological process: NAD+ biosynthetic process. The record is from RefSeq and is a predicted model, not a curated record. The transcript has 5 exons.
AUGAGUCGCCAGAUCGUCGUUGCAUCAUGCUCGCUUGCUCAGUGGGCUCUGGAUUGGGAGGGUAAUUCUACCCGUAUCAAGCAGAGCAUCCGCAAAGCGAAAGCCAAGGGUGCUACAUUGCGCGCUGGGCCAGAACUGGAAAUUUGUGGAGUGAUGGCAUAUAACGGUAGAAUUGUCUCUAUACGCCCGAAAACGACUCUGAGGAUUGACGGCAAUUAUAACGAGUCGAGGUGGUUCACCGCGUGGGAUCCUGCUAUUCCACCCGAAGCAUUUCCCCUGCCAGACUUCAUUGCGGACGUGCAAGGCACCAACAUGGUUCCUUUCGGCAGCGCUCUGCUCUCCACCUCAGGCGCGUGUGUUGGCGCCAUUACAUCCGACGAGUUGAUUGGGCUCGAAGACUUGCUUCCAACAGCCUUGAGCUCGACAAGCGCUGAUGUGUUGACGGUCUCUGCAGCCAAUCACUUCACGGUCGGUAACUUCGACUCUUUAGUUUUUUCGCUGCAGAAUAUCAGCAAAGACAUUGGUGGAGUCAUCCUCUACUCGAAUCAGCAUGGCUGCGAUGGCGACCAAAGCUACUACGACGGUGGCCCGAUGAUCUUGGUGAACGGAGAAAUAGUUUCUCAAGGCCCAAGGUUCUCGGUCCACGAUGUCGAGGUGGUAACCGCCGUCGUCGAUCUAGAAGAGGUUCAAUUGUAUCGAGCUAAACAAGCAGUCUCGGAGCCCCUGGAUGACCUCACUACGCCCCGUGUAGACAUCACCACCACCCUAUUGCUCGGGGCCCAAGCUUUCACACAUUGGAAGAAGAGAUCGCCAUGGGACCAGCCUGUUAUCUUGGGAUCCAACGACUGGCUGCCCAAAACCCCUCAAGAGCUUUGCAACCGCAUCUUGCAUACAGUGUACAUAAGCAUGUCAGAAUGCUCAUCCGAAGAGACACGUUCACGAGCUCAGCGUCUCGCAGAAGGCAUGGGUGCCCACCACAUCAGCAUGUCCAUCGAUACCGUAUACCGAGCCGAGCGAGAUCUACUCCCUCAGUACACAGGCUUCACCCCCGAUUUCCGAGGCUCUUCAGCGGAGAACCUAGCACUCCAAAACCUGCAGGCACGUAUCCGCUCAACCACAGCAUACUACCUCGCCCGUACACUACCCGUCAUCCGCAACCACCCCGGCGGAGGCGGCCUCCUCGUCCUAAGCUCCGUCAACGUAGAAGAAUCCCUCAGGGGCAACUUAACAAAGCACGAUUGCAGCUCCGCAGACCUCAGCCCCAUCGGCAGCAUCUCCAAGAUCCAACUCCGAUCCUUCAUCCGCUGGGCGCGUACCGCCUUCACACUACCCAUCUUAGACGAGUUCCUCGACGCAAUUCCCCGCGCUGAGCUCGAGCCCGCUAGCUUCGGUUCAUGCGACGAUAAGGAAAACGGCAUGACCCAUCAAGAGCUUUUCGUCUUUGCCAAGCUGCGCAGUGAAGAGCGACUGGGGCCAUUCGACAUGUUCCAUCGUCUGCUGUGUGAUUGGCAGGAAGAGUGCGCGGGAAGUCGGCGAUUUGGUGAAGCGGUUCUGGACUUUCUAUGGCAACAACAGGCAUAA